This is a messenger RNA of Canariomyces notabilis, 1783 nucleotides long. RefSeq names its product FAD/NAD(P)-binding domain-containing protein. Gene Ontology annotation, molecular function: FAD binding. The transcript has 2 exons. Gene Ontology annotation, biological process: secondary metabolite biosynthetic process. The record is from RefSeq and is a predicted model, not a curated record. Lineage: Eukaryota; Fungi; Ascomycota; Sordariomycetes; Sordariales; Chaetomiaceae. Bases 1 to 1293 code for a protein of 430 amino acids.
AUGGCUGACGUCCGGCCCAUCCGGGUCGCCAUCUCUGGCGGCGGCCUCGCAGGGGCAUCCCUCAUCCAUGCUCUGCUCCAACACUCGCACAUCGACGUACACAUCUUUGAGUCCAGCGCCGAGUUCAAGGAAGCCGGUAUGGCCAUCGGAGUGAGUCGCAAUGCACUAGCCGCUCUCGAUCUCAUAGGUCCCACCGCCACUCGGUGCCUUGAGCGUGCCGGAGCCGUUGCCAUGCGUGGCGUGCGUUUCUUGUUGGCCGAGGGGGACAGGCAAGGCAGUGUGGUCGAUGAGGUUGAUUACACGACCUCGGGAAAUAGGCGGCUUACGAGCAUCGUGCAUCGUGCCGACUUUUUGCGCGAGCUACUAGCCAACGUUCCCCGGGAGCGCAUGCACGCUUCCAAAAAGCUCGACAGGGUUGAGGAGGCCAACGACCAAUCCAUAACCUUGUAUUUCACCGACGGCACCAGCCACGACUGCGACAUCCUGGUUGGUGCCGACGGCAUCCAUAGCAUGGUCCGGAAGCUCGUGCUGGGCGAGGACGACCCGGCAGCCUCCCCGCGAAACACGGGUGUGUGGACCACCAUGACGCUCCAGCCGUACGCGGCAGCCCAGGCUAGCAUCGGCAAGGACGCUGUCAGCUUUGAACACCCAUACGAGCACUCGUGGAUCGGCCGCGGGUCCUUUCUCAUGCACAACUUGCUCAGCAACGGCCAGCUGGUGCAGCUCGUCAUUGCUGCCAGGGAAAAAGAAGCCGAAGGGUCCGACGACUGGGCUAGGUCCGUGAGUGGAAACGAAAUCAGGAAGCUCUAUCAGGACUGGCCGUCGCAUCUUGCCAAGGCGGUUGACUCGCUGCUGUGCCAGCAACCAGAACAACCAGCCAUGUAUCUGUGGGAGCACCACCUCCCAGCCCGAACCUACGUCUCAGGACCAAUCUGCAUCAUGGGCGACGCUGCCCACGCCACCACGCCUUGGCAGGGCUCCGGGGCCGGCAUGUCCCUCGAGGACAGUCUUGUGCUAUCUGCACUGCUAGGCCAAGCAACGACUCCCCUCGACGCCCGGUUGGCUCUUAAGGUUUACGAUCAAGUUCGUCGCCCGCGCACGCAGCGCAUUGUUGAGUCGAGUCGCUGCACGGGCGCCAUUCUGACUGGUCUCGGUGAUGAAGCCGAUGUAUAUGUCAAGGAACCGGGAACCUUGCUGCGCAGGUGGGACUUCAUCUUGGAUCUUGACAUGGAGAAGCAUAUGAAGGAAGCUGUGGAAUUGAUGAACCUCCUAAAGCGGGAGGGUGCUGCGUAGGCUGGUAGUGUGCCAUUAUCAUCACUAGGAGGGUGGGAACCACGUAAACCUUCGGUGUUCCACAGCAGCGCCAUGUUUCAGGGUGAACCACGACAGUGAUGUGGCAGGUAUCCAUACCACGGAUGUAGCCUCAGGUGAAGAUCGCACCUCAAAGCCCGCGAUGGGCUUUUAUAUUGCGGCAAGGUGAUUCUCAUUGCAAUGUAGAUUGCAAGCAUGCAUCGCCGUUCCAAAAUUGUAUGUAGUAUGGGACUCUGAAGGAGCUUACAACGGAGAGCGGUGCAGAUCACGAUGCCCAAUUCCCGAAACAAUUUGACGAGGUACCUGUGGGUCGCGGCAACGAGCCAUCCCCAGAGGACGUGAUCGUGCAGAGGACAACCAAUCAAUUCCUUGGACGUGUUCUAGCCUGCGAGGAGGGAGGAUCGAGAGGAUCGGGAGGAUCGGGAGGUCUCGUGUAAGCCAUGUGCGCGACAAAGAUCGAGAACAGUUGAGA